AUGUCUUCACCGUCUCCGACACCUCAAGACUCCCCAUUAGGUGAUUUGUCUGGGCCGUCACCGUCACCGUCACCGUCGCUGCUGCUGCCGCCACCCCCACCUUCAUUGUUACCAUCUCCCCCGCCGUUGCCACCUCCCCUGCCUUCACCGCCACCCCCGCCAUCACCGCCACUGUUUCCCCAGUCUUCACUGUCUAUACAGUCACCGUCGCCUGAGAAUUCAGGGUCGUCGCAACUGAUCCUAGGGGUGGUGAUUGGUUCGGUCCUGACGUUGGGGCUUUUCGUCAUAAUGUUUAUAUGGAGAAAGAGGAGAAGCAUGAGAUUAUUGAGACCCUGUUGGUUGAUCAGCAAUAACCCUCCACUAUCGCACCAACGCUUUGCUGAAGAAGAUGCUACGUCUCAUUCCAUUGCCAUAGGACUGACACCAACAAGCACGUUUACAUAUGAAGAAUUAGAAAGGGCUACAGAUGGAUUCUCGGAGUCAAAUUUUUUGGGCCAAGGUGGAUUUGGCACAGUCCAUAAAGGAGUCCUGCCUAAUGAUAAUCAAAAUGUUGCCAUUAAGCAGCUCAAGUCUGGAAGCGAACAAGGAGUGCGAGAGUUCCAGACUGAAGUCCAGGUCAUCAGCAGAGCUCAUCACAGACAUCUUGUUUCCCUUGUCGGCUACUGCAUUGCUGAAUCUCACCGGACUUUGAUGCUCGUUUAUGAGUUUGUCCCCAAUAAAACCCUGGACUUCCACCUGCACGGAAAUUGCACUACAGCUAUGGACUGGACGACAAGGAUGAAGAUUGCCAUUGGCUCUGCCAAAGGAUUGGCAUAUUUGCAUGAAGACUGUCAACCCAAAAUCAUACAUCGGGACAUCAAAGCAGCCAACAUUCUUCUUGAUAAUAAUUUUGAGCCAAAGGUUGCAGAUUUUGGACUUGCCAAAUUUUCAUUAGACUCUGAUACCCAGAUCAACUCUACUCGAGUAGUGGGAACCAUUGGAUAUUUGGCGCCAGAAUAUGCAGCUAGCGGGAUUCUCACCGAUAAGUCAGAUGUCUUCUCCUUCGGAGUCGUGCUUCUGGAGUUGAUCACAGGACGAAAACCUGCUCGUAAAACUUUGACAGAUGACAAUAUGGUCGAAUGGAGACCAUUACUGUCCGAAGCUAUGGAAAAUAGGAACUUUGAGGGAAUAGCUGAUGCGAGGUUGCAGAAUAAUUACAACUUUGCUGAGAUGUUUCGAAUAGUUUCUUGUGCUGCAAAUUGCGUCUGUUCUUCACCUUGUCGUCGUCCUCGAAUGAGCCAGGUAGUUCAAGCUUUGGUAGGAAAUAUUUGUCUGGACGAUCCAAAGGAAGAGACCAAUCGGAGGAGUCAGAGGAACGGGUCAUCACAAGCUGAAGGAUAUGUAUAUUGCAACGGCAGUGACGACUCUGAUCAAUUUCAAUCUGCAUCGAGCAAUUGCUUCAAAUCACAUUGA
Molecule: messenger RNA, 1452 nt
Organism: Prosopis cineraria
Lineage: Eukaryota; Viridiplantae; Streptophyta; Magnoliopsida; Fabales; Fabaceae
Product: proline-rich receptor-like protein kinase PERK3
Exons: 8
Coding region: 1-1452 (483 amino acids)
Biological process (GO): protein phosphorylation
Molecular function (GO): ATP binding; protein kinase activity
Source: RefSeq, a predicted model, not a curated record